CGGAUAGUGGAUUUUUGUACACAGAUUAGGUCGAUAACAAGGAAAAUUAAUAACUGAAGUCCUUUAAAGAAUGACAAACAGUUCCGUCUGCAGGAAAAAUCAACCACAGUAGUUAACAGUAACGGAGAAUGAAUAUGCAUGAAUGUAUCUGUUUCUUCUAUUAACUUCCAAAUAGGGAGCUGCAUAUGACAGAUGGCUGAGAACUUCAAAGCAUGACAUCGUAUUUCUAUAUAUAAACCUUGAAACAUGAAACAAAAACCCAUCCACGCCUUCUUGUGUGUAAGCUUUCCAAUCGAGUAAUGUCAUCUAUUGCCCGGGUUUGUUGAUUCAUAACUGACAUUUUCAACAGUUGUAUAGUAUCCUUUUUCGGUAAGGUAAAACGAGGACCUUAACAUUUCUGACCUUCUCAUUCCAAUCCGCUGAUGGUCUGCUCAAUCGACAAAGUAAGAAGAUAUUCAUGACAUGUAUCCACGCUCUCUGUUACCUGAAAUUGCAGAAUUGGUGAAAUAAAUAGAUGCCUGUCGUCUCAGUGGUUAAACAAACAAAAGCUGUUACCAGAAAUUGACUUCAAAUUAGACACUACAUCAAAGAUACACGUGUUCACUGAAAGAUCAUGGCCAGACAAGAGUGUCUUGCUCCUCUCCUACUUGUUCUCGGAAUUCAGCUGGCGUCUGCUUUGGAAAUCGACGUCACAGAUUCAUUCAAUUUGAUUGACGGCUCGAAUGGCGUAAGCAAAUCAAAGUCUUUGGCCUCGUAUCCAAUCUACACUUUCGAAAAAUCAAAGUCUGCGUUCAUUGCAGAUGAGAAAAUCACGAAGGAAUUCCUUGAUUUGUUGGCACAGUUCGACCAGUUUAUUAUUUCAUUUUAUGUUAAACCGCAGCCUCAUAACAAAGGGACGUUGCUAUGGAUUCAAAACAAAAAAACAGCGCAAACGUUGUUUGGACUCUGGUUCAGAACGGGUAUAAAGGCCAAAUUGAGUAUGCCUCACUUCGUACACCGAAAAACGGAGCAUAUGACAUUCCACAAUAUUGGAAACUUAAAAAACGGCGAGUGGCAUUACAUAGUUAUUCAUGUCAAGCCUAUGUUUGGUCUGGUGCGCAACGUUGAUUUGUAUGUGAACUGCAUCAAAGUUGCUAGUAUGCAGUCUCCGUUUGACUACCAAAAUGCCCAUGGUGAUGACUACGAGAUGAGAAUGGCACAACGUGGAGUGCAGCAUUUUACUGUUGCUAGAUGGAGGGGAAGCAUAUCGAAGUUUCUAAUGACAGUAAACCGUGAUAUAAGAAAGUUUGUUGAGUCAGAAAAGUGUCAUGUUCGAAAAAAUCUUGAGAAGUCAGUUUAUGAACGGGAAACAGUUGCAAAUGCCCCACCUGUGGCUCGAUUGCCCGGACGGCAAAACUCUUUAACAAGAAAGGAGCUUGGGGCCUUACUGGACGCUUUCAAAUCCGGCAGCCAAGAAGGUGGCUUGGUAAAAGAGAUUCUUGAUAUUGUUAGAGAUGUCAGGGAGUUGCAGAAUAACCAGGUUGGGGAGCUGAAGACAUUGAGGGAAAUAUUACAGCAACUAGCAGGAAACAGACAUGUGAUUGUCCAGUCAAACACCUUGGUUGGUUCAAACUCAAAUGGGACAAAAAGGAACGCAAUAAACUGUGACACGAACCCGUGUUUUCCAUUUGUCAAAUGCAUUAAUACUGAGUAUGGACCUGGGUACCAGUGUGGUGCAUGUCCACCCGGAUUUUCUGGCAAUGGGGCAAACUGCUCUGAUAUUGAUGAGUGCAAGUUGAAUCCUUGCUCCCCACUAGCUUCUUGCGUGAACCGUGUUCCUGGUUACAUCUGUACAGAUUGCCCAUUUGGGUAUCGAGGGAAAUCCAUUAUUGGUCUUGGUAUAAAGUUUGUACAGGAGAACAAGCAGGUUUGUGAAGAUAUUGAUGAAUGUAAAGAGAAGAAACACAACUGCGAUCCAUUAGCAGAGUGCAUAAACACAAAGGGUAGUUACAGAUGUGGACCAUGUAAAGUUGGUUAUGAUAAAAAUGCCAUUGGGAAGUGCCGAAAAAUUAAGAUGUGUUCCGGUGCACCGGGGUCCAAGUCCAACCCGUGCUCUCUCUACGCAACUUGCAAAGCAGAAGGAUUGUUAGCAGUUUGCAAGUGUCAAAUUGGUUUUGUUGGUAACGGCAUAAUUUGCGGACGCGACUCCGACAUGGAUGGCUUCCCUGACACCAAACUCAACUGUACGGAGCCACAAUGCAAGAAGGAUAAUUGUCCACAUCUUCCAAACAAUGACCAAAAUGAUAUAGACCAAGAUGGUGCUGGUGAUGUGUGUGACAGUGACAUAGAUGGAGACGGGGUUUACAAUGUUGCGGAUAAAUGCCCUUAUUUAAAAACAAAGAAUCAGGGAGAUGCAGAUGAUGAUGGAGUAGGGGAUCUGUGUGACAACUGUGUGUUGAAACGCAACGCAGACCAGAUCGAUAUGGAUGGGGACGGUAUUGGGGAUAUUUGUGACGACGAUGUCGACGGUGAUGGAAUUUCGAAUGUACUGGACAACUGUCCUUUCGUGAAAAACCAAGAUCAGCUUGAUGACGAUGGAGAUGGACAUGGAAACGAGUGUGACAAUUGUCCUAACGUCAAAAAUAUCGCGCAGCGUGAUUCUAAUAACAAUGGCUACGGGGAUGUAUGUGAUGAUGGCCUUGACAGUGACAAAGAUGGCAUCCUGAAUCGAUUUGACAACUGCCAGUUGGUUCCAAACGCUGCCCAACUUGAUACGGAUGGAGAUGGAAAAGGUGAUGUUUGUGACAAUGAUGACGACAAUGAUGGAAUUCCUGAUUCAAAUGACAACUGUCCUCUGGUUUUGAAUCCACGGCAGGUUGACUUCAAUGCCAAUGGAAUAGGUGACGCAUGCGAAGAAGAUGCUGAUGGCGACAGUGUCUUAGGCAACGAUCAUUGCCCGAGGAACAAAUUCAUUUCAUCGACAAACUUCACUGGUGGGAGGGAAUACCUAUUAACGAGAUUAGUCAAGAAUGCACAACAGUUUCCCAAAUGGGUUGUCCGCUCCGGGGGAACUGAGGUGCUUCAAGAGAAGAACAGCAUUCCAUCUGUCUUUGUUGGAAAAGCAAGGUAUGAUGGGAUCGACUUUUCUGGAGUUAUGCUGGUGCAGACAUCUCAUGAUGACGACAUUAUUGGUUUGGUGUUUGGAUUCCAAGGCCCGAACCAUUUCUACUUGAUUUCCUGGAAACAAGCUGAUCAGAUAUUCUGGGAAAAUCAAGAUGGACAAAGGGCUGUAGCAACAAAAGGCAUAGAGAUUAAAAUCGUGAACUCAAAGACUGGUCCUGGUCCGCAACUGAGGAAUGCUUUGUGGCAUUCGGGGAAUUACACAAGACAGACAACACUUCUUUGGAAGGACACUGGAAAUCAUGGUUGGAAAGACAAAACUCCUUAUCAUUUUGCCUUACGUCAUAGGCCUCAGUUUGGACUUAUAAGAUUGCGAGUUCACGAGCGCAGUAAUCUGCUUGUUGAUACUGGAUACCUCUUCAACGAGGAGCUAAAGGGCGGAAAAGUUGGUUUCUUUGCAUUUAGUCAAGAAAAUGUCAUAUGGAACAAUUUGAAGAUUGAGUGCGAUGAUGACUUACCAAAAGACCUGAUUCAGCGAAGAAGGAGGCCGAAGCAAGUUUGAAACCGAGGUAAAAGCUAGCCUCUGGUGGAAAACACUAAGUUGUUAACAGGGCAUCGUUUGAAAUACGACAGCCUAGAAGAGAGGCUAAAGCCGUAACGUAUUUCUAUAUUAUAUGGAUUUCCUUUAUUUAAUGGUGUCGCAGGGUUGUUAUAGCCUCAACCAUGAGCAACCUUCAAAUAGUAAUUCGGCUUGUAGCUCAAAUAUAAGCCAAAUAUAAUUGAUUUUUAUUGAUCGAUGCAACAAUCAAAAUGUUUUUGAAACAAAUUUUUGUUCACGAUUUUCGAAUUUAGUAUCAAAAUUCUGUCUGUAAAUUUUGUUAGUGGAAGGUUUCUUCGUGUUGAUAUUAUUUUUUUGGUGGUAUGGUGAAUAUCCAAGUUUUCAAGCUAAUUCUUCAUUUUUUUAUACUGACCUUUACAGCAUUUUUCAAACAAAUUCUCAAAUUGAAUUUAAAUAAAUUGAGCUCUUGUAUUUCGCACAAGGCUACGGUAUUACGGUAGGCAGGAGCAAAAAAACAGCAAGGAACAAUCCAAUAAUAACGAAAUACAAUUUGAAAACCAAAAUUUACCAAAAAGUAGAAAAAUAACUAGUAUUUCACCACGAUAUACGGCAAUUAAUUUAAGAUACAACGUUUUUAGAAUGUUAAUUUUUAUCUGAAACUGCAACUUUGUUCAGAAAUGGUUUUCUUGGUCACGCGCAAAAAUUUGUGUAAGUAGAUGAUAUCAUUCGCAAUGUAAUUUGUAAUUUUUGUAGAUUAUUUUGGAUAUUUCCAAUCAAUUUAUUUA
Messenger RNA from Rhopilema esculentum, 4443 nucleotides. RefSeq names its product cartilage oligomeric matrix protein. The record is from RefSeq and is a predicted model, not a curated record. Gene Ontology annotation, molecular function: calcium ion binding. Gene Ontology annotation, cellular component: extracellular region. Lineage: Eukaryota; Metazoa; Cnidaria; Scyphozoa; Rhizostomeae; Rhizostomatidae. Gene Ontology annotation, biological process: cell adhesion.